AUGAUGGCAGCUCCACCGGGGGCUGCUGGUGGCGGAGGGGGAGCUGGCGGCGGCCCUCCAGCGGAACCUGUGAAACCCCCGACUGAGGCACCGGACGCGCUCCAACCAUUUUUGGACCUGCUAACGAAACCAUUGGCUCUCAUUCUGGUUGCCAAACAAAUCCCCUGGGUAGUUCAGGCCAAACUGGCCCAGGAGGGCUAUGUGACUGUGGAGGACCUGGGGGACCGGUGGAACACCCCGCAGGAGGCAAGGGCCCAAGGGCCCAGGGACCUGGAGUUCCAGGCUGGGGAGAACAACUCCUCCCGGUUCACUGCCAUGCGCCUUUUGCAGGUGGUUAGAGCGGCCAAGUCAAUGGCUCAGACACAGCUUCAUGUUGGCCGCACGACGGCCACGGAACCCCCAGGCACGGCCAAGGGCCCUCUGCACAGCCUCUGCGAUCGGCGGGUCUUGGAGACCGCCUAUGCUGAGGCCUACAACUGCCUGAAACCCCGCCUGGAGUCUCAGGGCAUUCAAGCACAUUGCGGCCCGGAACUUGGCUACAUUCAGGCCAAGCACAUUGUCGGGGCUGGGGCCCUUCCGGAGGACGGGGAACGCCCCGUCAAAACCACACGAAAGGUGUCGGUGGAUGGCUGGGACCGGGCAGAUGAGGAAGAGCCGACCGGACGACGACAGUUGGAGCGAAUGCACACGGUGUUCAGGACCACCUUGUUGAUGUGCAUUGCGGGCCAGCCACAGUUCGCCCACCUGCGACUGUCCACGGAGACCCUGGAUGAAUGGUAUGAGUGGUUCUAUGGGGAAGACAUCGCGGGUCGCCGACCAGAGGAACAGAUCGACACGGACAACGACAGCAUGUUGGUGAUCCGCCAGAUGUACCUAACAUCACUGGCAUAUCAAGGCCUCGCCCAAUGCCACCCACCGCGGGUGGGGUACUCUUUUCUGGAACACCCCAGAGACCCCAUGGAGGUCAGCGCCAGCCCCCAGGCACACAAGUGCUCCUCACUGUGGGUGACCCGAGCGUACAUCAAGUGGGCCAACCAGUUGCACCACCACCGCAUCAAGUUCGACCAGUGUAGACUGGGUCAGAUGGUGGUCAAGGCCACUACCCUGUCGACUGACCUCCCAUUGCGCCAUUGGCAGGAUCUCCGCUGCAACCACUCUGGGCACCAACCCCUGGGGGACCUUCAAUCCAGUGACCUCAGCCGUUACCCGGACCAGAUGAUGCUCGGCUUGGCUCAGGCCAUCGCCAAGGUCCUCCAGGUCCCCCCCAAACCUACCAACCCAAACACCGGGGACACGGACCAAUACCCUUCUUCCAAAAGGUCCAGGGAGGAGGGCGCUCGGGGCACAAACCCAUCCCGCGCCAGCAAAGCAGCCAGGGCUAUCGCAGGCCUUACCCAAGGCAGCACCGCGGCUAGCGCGGCCUCCCCCCGAUCUACGGCGGGGGAUACCUGGCACACUAGCACAACGUGGUCCGAUUGCCCCAAGUAUGAUCCAAUCUCAGAGAGGAUCUCUCGCUCCACGAUCCCUUGA
This is a messenger RNA of Durusdinium trenchii, 1530 nucleotides long. The record is from the annotation of a GenBank genome assembly. Lineage: Eukaryota; Dinophyceae; Suessiales; Symbiodiniaceae.